GCGUGUUUGGGAAAUGGGGCAACGCAGACAAGUCGAAUGUGGAGGAGCCAAGGGCAAGAAGGGCAAGAAGGGCAGCAUGCGCUUGCUGUGGCUGCUGCUGACGGGUGUCCUUGUCUCGCUCAGCGGUCUCUGCGAAGGCGGACGCGUGAGCCUGCGGGUGGAAAAGGUCGAGCACAGGCUCGCGUUGAAUUUGCAGUUCGCCGAAGCGAGGACCGCACGCUUGGAGUUCGAAAUCCAGGGACGCUCUGAAACCCUCCAGUUUCCUUCUGAACAACAAAACCCUGGAACGUGGGGUGUGCUAUGGCAAUCCUUUGUGGCAGACGACUUUGAACGCAACGAGAAGCUGGAACUCGACGUCCUUUAUUUUGGGACAUACCGAGCCGAUAACACGCGGCUGGACUUUCCUCGAAGCUGUGACCCGCAGCAGGAGACAGCUGUUACACACACCCAAAGUCGCAGAACCCGAAUCACCUUCACUGUCGAAUACACGCCAAUCAAUCUCUGCAACAGCAGCGCCUGUAACGGCGGCGCAUGCACGUGCCAGGGCGACCGGGACUUCUUGUGCGACUGUGCCUAUGGUGCUGCUUUUGAGGAUGCACAGUGCUACAGUGGCGACUUUCAGUGCUCAGGCCCAUCGUGCCCCAGCACCAGUCCUUGCGAAGCAUUGUCAAAUCCUUGCAACAAUGGCUGCCACUGCAUUGCUACAGAUGUGGAUGCCUUCGACUGCGUGCAGCUGAAAACUUGCCCGUCCAGCCCCUGUACGAUAGACAAUGGCGGGUGUGGCGCACAUUCCACCUGCACAGCGAUUAGCAAAGAUCACGUCAUGUGCACAUGUAUGCAGGGCUACGUGUCACAGAACGGAGACGGCACCGACUGCGUUGAAAUCACAACAACAACAACAACAACAACAACAACAACAACAACAACAACUACAACUACAACUACAACAACAACAACAACAACUACUACAACAACUACAACAACAACAACAACAACAACAACUACAACAACAACUACAACAACAACAACUACAACAACUACAACAACAACUACAACAACAACAACUACAACAACAACUACAACAACCACGAGUGUGACGAUGACUACCACUGCCACGACGACGACGACGAUGACAACAACAACAACAACAUUAUCGUCCUCAUCAUCCGCAACAACAACAACUACAACAACCAUGACAGUGACUGCAAGUGCUACCACUGCGACUGUCACGCCACGACCACCACGACCCUCGCGAUUACCACCUUCGUUAUCCACAAGCACGACGACCUCCUUUGCCGCCGUCAUGCCCGGUGCAACAACCGUCUCGCCAUCCACCUCCGCUGCGUCCACCACGACGAUUGGCGUUGCGGCGGGCGCUGUGGGCGGUGUCAUACUGCUGGUUGCAGUCAUGCUGUUGUUAGUACGACGGAGACGGCGCGGAGGGAACCCACACGCAGAUGGUAAGAAGGCAGCAGAUGCACACGUGGCGGCGCCGUACGACGGUGAUGACGCUGCUGUCUGCGACCGCAUUGGCCCCGUGGUGAAUCCUGCCUUCAUGCUCAACGACACGGGCCGUAACGGGCACACCACUGACAACAGCAACACCAACACCAACAGCAACAACAGCAACAACAACAGUAGCAUGGGCGCCAGUACCAGCGAUCGCAAUGCGCCUGCACGCCACCACCCGCGGGACGCGUGGGGCGACAGUGGCGUUAGUGGUGCCGGUGAAGCCGGGCUGUUGCACGGUGGCCGGCGCCCGGACAGCAGCAACAGCAACAGCAACAGCAACAGCGAAGCGUUUGGGGAGAGUGGGGCGCCACUGUGGUUACCUCAUGGUGAUACUGGUGUUGGAAAUGGCACCACCCGCCAUCAUCGUGGUGGCGGCCGUGCUGUAUCGCCAUCUCACGCGUACGAGAACAUGGAUGCGGUCAUGAUGGGUAACAGCACAGACCACCAACCGCAACAGCCGUUCGUGGCACCUACCUACGAUCGGCUGGACACGUGCACGACACACCAGCAGCAGCAGCAGCAGCAGCAUCAACAGCAGCAACAGCAGCAUCAUUGGGGUGGCUCACAAGAGUUUGGUGAUGAGGCAGAGUACGAUGUGCUGUCGGGACCACACCAGCGCGCGCCUACCGGUGCUCGUGGCGGGAAGCACGUCUACCACCACCUCGGCAUGAGGCCAACCGAGGCAGCGAUGAUUGCUGACAUUCAAGCAGCCAGUACGCAUCACCAUCAACAGCAGCAACAGCAGCAACAGCCCGAGUACAGCGUGCUGUCUGGUCCUCACUCCCGUCCAUUUGCCAGCGACGUUGGAGCGUCCUAUGAUCACCUCGAUCGCUCCAGCGAACAGCCCGAGUACAGCGUGCUGUCUGGUCCUCACCAGCGCGCACUUGCUCCCGGCUCUAGCAGCACACGGUCGCAGCGAGAUAGCAGCGCUGCACCGAGCCAGUCCUUCCCGGGCAAUACGUACGACCAACUCCACCGCACGUGGGCGACAGCAGCAGGACUGCCGCCGCCGCCAGAAUACGCGAUGCCGCUUGACCCGCACGAUUCAGCGCACGUGGGCGGGGUCUCCAUUGAUGCCAUCUACAGCUCAGUGCAGGACGAUGUGGUGGCUUAG
Molecule: messenger RNA, 2626 nt
Organism: Salpingoeca rosetta
Lineage: Eukaryota; Choanoflagellata; Craspedida; Salpingoecidae
Exons: 7
Coding region: 14-2626 (870 amino acids)
Source: RefSeq, a predicted model, not a curated record